This is a messenger RNA of Aphidius gifuensis, 438 nucleotides long. Its product is annotated as CBL-interacting serine/threonine-protein kinase 8-like. The record is from RefSeq and is a predicted model, not a curated record. Bases 1 to 438 code for a protein of 145 amino acids. NCBI's taxonomy places the organism in Eukaryota, Metazoa, Arthropoda, Insecta, Hymenoptera, Braconidae. Gene Ontology annotation, cellular component: nucleus. Gene Ontology annotation, biological process: protein phosphorylation; mitotic DNA damage checkpoint signaling. The transcript has a single exon. Gene Ontology annotation, molecular function: ATP binding; protein serine/threonine kinase activity.
AUGGAGCUAAUUGAUAGAAAGUCAUUAGAUAAAAUUCUCUUCACAAAAGAAAUCCGAGAUCAAUAUAAAUUGUCAACACAAGACAAAAAUUCCAUCACCAAUCAACUUGCUGAAGCUGUCAGCUACAUGCAUCGACAAGAAUGUCCAGUUAUUCAUGCUGAUAACAAACCUGCGAAUAUAAUUAUAACUCAUCAACCUAAUUUAGUUGUUCAAUUGUGUGACUUUGGUUUAAGCAAGCUGGUAGAUGUUGCCAUGACUAUUGGUACUACUUGCGGUGAUGCAGUAGGAACACCAAUAUAUAUGGCUUCAGAGCUGUUGCUUCAUUCAGGGAAAAAUACCACAUCAUCAAAUGUAUGGGCACUUGGUUGCUCCAUUAUUGAAAUAGAUAAUGAAAAAUAUACUUGGAAUGCCAAAAGCAAGACUGAGUUGGCCAAAUAG